UCUAAAGAAAUAAUUAAAAGAGAGAAAAAAGAAAGAAUUAGAGAGCAAAUUAAGAUGGAAGUAAUGCAGGUACUUCACAUGAACAAUGGAGAAGGAGAGACUAGCUAUGCCAAAAACUCCAAUAUCCAGAGGAAAAUAAUAUCAGCAACAAAUUCAAGGCUUAAAGAAGCAGUGAUAAGCAUCUUGUGCAAGAACAAAAAAAUUCCAGAAAGCAUUGGCAUUGCUGAUUUAGGUUGUUCCUCGGGGCCGAACACUUUGAUGGUCGUCACAGAAGUUAUAAAUAUCAUGGACGCAACGUGUCGAAAAUCGGGCAGCUCAUUGCCGGAGUUGAGAAUUUCUCUGAAUGAUCUUCCGGGGAAUGAUUUCAAUGAUCUAUUUAGGUCUUUGCCAGAAUUCUAUCGCAAAGUAAAGGAAGAGAAAGGUUCAGAAAAUUGCUAUGUUGCUGGGGUGCCUGGUUCAUUUUAUGGAAGGCUUUUUCCACUAAAAAGCAUGCACUUUUUUCACUCUUCCUCUAGUCUCCAUUGGCUCUCUCAGGUUCCACUUGGUUUGGGUACUGAAGCAAGGACAGCCCUAAACAAAGGGAAAUUAUACAUAUCAAAUACAAGUCCAAGUGAAGUAAUCACUAAAUACAUGUCACAGUUUCAAAAUGACUUCUCCUUAUUUCUUCAAUCACGUUCGCCGGAGAUGGUUCCCGGCGGGCGGAUGUUGUUGUCGUUAAUGGGGAGGAGCUCUAUUGAUCCCACGGCGGAAGACGGUUGCUACUACCAAUGGGAGCUCCUUGCCCAUGCACUCUCUAUUUUGGUCUCUAAGGGGUUAGUAGAAGAGGAGAAAGUAGACUCCUUUAAUGCACCAUACUAUGCACCAUGCCCUGAGGAAGUGACAAUCGCAGUAGAAAAAGAAGGUUCAUUUGUGAUUAAUCGUCUCGAGGCUUUUGAGGUUGAGUGGGACGCCAGUAUUUCUUUAAAUUCUACACUAUGCGAUAGCGAUGACAAAAAUGGCCAAUUGUGUAUGAAAUCAGCAUCAAGUGGCCAGCAAGUUGCUAAAACAAUUAGGGCUGUGGUUGAAUCAAUGGUGGGGUCUCAUUUUGGAAAUGAAAUUAUGGAUGACUUGUUUAAAGUGUAUAGUGAUCUUGUGGAUGAUUACAUUUACAAGAAUAGAGCCGUUUACAUCAAUUUAGUUGUUUCUCUUACACGCAAAGGAUAAUGUUCUAGACAUCUAGUAGCAAAACAAAAUGAUCAAUAUGUAAACUCCACAUGUCAAUAAGGGGUUGGAUCAUUUUCUUUUUUUUCUUUCUUUCACGAAUGUCAAUUGAAACAAAAUGUAUCAAGUAGUACAUUAUUGUAACACAAUAAAAAUUCAUCCUUGUUCGAUAUUU
This is a messenger RNA of Nicotiana tabacum (common tobacco), 1375 nucleotides long. Its product is annotated as putative jasmonic acid carboxyl methyltransferase 2. Gene Ontology annotation, molecular function: methyltransferase activity. The record is from RefSeq and is a predicted model, not a curated record. Lineage: Eukaryota; Viridiplantae; Streptophyta; Magnoliopsida; Solanales; Solanaceae.